AUGUCGCGAGCGUCGUAUGCUGGCGUGAUUAACGGUUCCAACCGAAAAUUCAAAGUAAUCCGUCCAAAUCGCAGCCAUAAAAACAAAUAUAUUCGACGGAAAUCCAAAAAUUCCGUUGCAAUUUACGAAACUCCCACUUCUCACAGGUAGAUAUAUUCGUUAAUGAUAAUCCCGUAAGUUUUCAAGUUCAAUUUUGAAAAAUUAAAACUAAAAAAUCAAUACGAAACCUUAACCAACAAAAAUCCUGAACCUUCAAGUUCAUCAUGUGAUAUCGAAUCUGACGAGGAACCAAACGAUAAGUUCAAAAGUUCAACAAAAGGAACCCAUGUUCGAAGACAAAAAAAGAAAUUGAUAGAAAAUGUCAAAGCUGAUGAAACAAAGAAAAAUAAUGAUGCCGGUGCUGACAAGAAAACGACCACCGUUAUUGUGGGUGACUCUAUGGUCAAAUAUCUUAAUGCUAUAACAGACUUAAAAGAUCAAUGCCAACUGGAAAUCACAACAUACACGUAG
This is a messenger RNA of Paramuricea clavata, 510 nucleotides long. The record is from the annotation of a GenBank genome assembly. NCBI's taxonomy places the organism in Eukaryota, Metazoa, Cnidaria, Anthozoa, Malacalcyonacea, Plexauridae.